GGAAUAAAAUAAAUAAACGCAGGGUACCAAAAAGAAAAAAGUGUUUCCCGCCCGCGUGAAUCCCUGUUGGUAGAUAGAUAGCUCUUUUUGCUCUCCUUGGAUAGAGCAUAACUUUUGAGUUCGUUUCUUGUAUUCGUUAUUGCUAUUGUCAUUCUCACACCACCCACCAUGGCCACCACCACAGCCAGCACUUCAGAGCCCCCCAAACAAAGACCCUCGGCGCUGCGCAGCAUCAUCGCCGGCAGCACGGCGGGCGCCGUCGAAAUCGCAAUCACGUAUCCGUUUGAAUUUGCAAAGACGCGGACGCAGCUGAAUAGGAGAUUGCCCGAGAGCGGGAAGCUGCCGUGGCCGAAGUUUGGGAGCGCCUGGUAUGCCGGGUGCACGACGCUGAUUAUUGGGAAUUCGUUGAAGGCGGGGAUUAGAUUCGUCGCAUUCGAUCAAUAUAAAGCACUACUCCAAGACGCCGAUGGAAAGAUUUCCGGACCCAGAACUGUAAUUGCUGGAUUUGGAGCUGGUGUUACGGAGAGUUUACUUGCAGUGACGCCUUUCGAGAGUAUCAAAACCACUUUAAUCGACGACCGCAAAUCCGCCAAACCUCGUCUUCGAGGCUUUCUCCACGCCGUUCCCAUAAUCGCCCGCGAGAGAGGCCUGCGCGGAUUCUUCCAAGGUUUCGUCCCCACCACCGCCCGUCAAUCUGCCAAUUCGGCUGUCCGUUUCGGUUCCUACACUUCGCUGCGUCAGCUCGCGCAAUCUUAUACCGCGCCCGGGGAAAAACUGGGCGUUUUGUCUACCUUUGGAAUCGGGGGGUUGGCAGGUAUCAUCACGGUUUACGUGACGCAACCGCUCGAUACGGUCAAGACGCGCAUGCAGAGUAUCGAGGCGAGAACGCUGUAUAAGAAUAGUUUCCACUGCGCGAGUUUGAUUGCGAAGAAUGAGGGGUUGUUUACAUUUUGGAGUGGGGCCUUGCCGAGAUUGGGGAGAUUGAUCUUGAGUGGCGGGAUUGUGUUUACGAUGUAUGAACAGAGUAUUGAGUUGAUGGGCAGAGUGGAUCCGAAUGGUAGAUUUAUCUAGGGGGGUGGCAAUGGGGAGGGGAGGGGAGGGGAGGGGAGGGGAGGGGAAGGGAAUAUGCAUCUUGGGGCAAACAGUAAAGAAUCGACAGACCUCGUAGAAUUCCGUCAUCUACCUCGAGGAUACCAGCUUGGCAGUGGAAUCACAGCUUGCAAGUUUGGAUAUCUGGGGUUGUAAUCUCGGUAGGAGGAAUGGAGUGAUGAGCUGUGUGCUUUCGUAUACACGUACUGUGCAGAGCAAGAGUUGCUAUUGCACUUCCUUUACUUUCCUCUCGGGCUCAUAGAAAGUAGAAGGGAAGAAUGAAAAGGGAAAGAAAGCAAAAAUGAGCUUGGCAUCUAGCUAGAGAUUCAGAGUUUCACGACUCGAGUAAAUAUGCUUCGAUAAUUGGAUCAUGAUUCCCCA
This is a messenger RNA of Botrytis cinerea B05.10, 1470 nucleotides long. RefSeq lists its product as hypothetical. Gene Ontology annotation, biological process: mitochondrial citrate transmembrane transport. The coding region runs from base 169 to 1071 and encodes 300 amino acids. The record is from RefSeq and is a predicted model, not a curated record. The transcript is spliced from 3 exons. Lineage: Eukaryota; Fungi; Ascomycota; Leotiomycetes; Helotiales; Sclerotiniaceae.